Exophiala viscosa is the source of this 3572-nucleotide messenger RNA. RefSeq names its product histone-lysine N-methyltransferase SETD2. The coding region runs from base 448 to 3399 and encodes 983 amino acids. Gene Ontology annotation, molecular function: protein binding; histone H3K36 methyltransferase activity. The transcript is spliced from 3 exons. Gene Ontology annotation, biological process: regulation of DNA-templated transcription. The record is from RefSeq and is a predicted model, not a curated record. NCBI's taxonomy places the organism in Eukaryota, Fungi, Ascomycota, Eurotiomycetes, Chaetothyriales, Herpotrichiellaceae. Gene Ontology annotation, cellular component: chromosome; nucleus.
CCAUGGUGCUAUCUUGAAUAACCAUCCUUCACUCCUCCAUCAUCGGCGCUCGCUACAAGCGCCGUUAGCAAGCUUCUACUACAGACUGCUCGGAAUCUUUCAUUCAUCGAUUUUUGGCCCUGUGGUGCCUCGCAGUCGACCUCGAAAACUGCCCCUCGCUGCUACCAAAGCUAUAUUGUCCGACACCCACGUUCUUGACUCAUCAGCGCCGACAAUUUAUUUCCUCUCUCAUCUGCCAACAAGACUAUUCGGACAGCGGCCAUCGAUUAAUGGUGCGUCGAGACCUCUCUCACCGGAAUCCAUCUGCAACUGAACUCGGUGGUUGCCUACUUCGCAUCUCCCAGAUGCAUGCGAGGGCUCUGAAAUUUUCCAGUAGCUUCCCCCAACGCUCACUCUAGAGGUCAAAUCAACUGCGACGACCUUGAAUCUGUAUCAUCCGCCGACAAAAUGGGUCGUUUAAGCAGGAAAUCAUCAAAACCAGAUUCUACAGGUGAUGAGAUUCCAGUCCAGGUUAAACAGGAAGCCUCGGUCGACGAUGAGCUUGGAGAUGAGCCCACCAUCAACCGCCUAGCCGCUGUCAAGCACGAAAAUUCAGCCAGCCCCUCCAACUCACCCUCCAUAUUGCCAACGAAGCUCAAAAAUUCUCGCUCGUCGUCGACCUCGUCGUCAAAUCGACCAUCAGCUGCAGAUAGGGAACACUCCAACGCCAAGGCCGAAUCUCCGGAGACGAAUGGUCACGACGCAACCUCCAUCUCGCCUGUCAAACCCGAGCCCAAGGAGCCCUUGAAGCCCGCAAAGUCAUCUCGAACAGCUUCCAAGCUUCCUCCUCGCGUUGCACCUUUAUUCAACCACUUUCCCGAUGUCAAAGAUGAAGCUACCUCCACCUUCACCGUCCUCGAUGCUUGCACUUAUCAAAAUAAAUAUUUGGGCUUCAGUGAACAUGCUCUUGACUGCGACUGUGCCGAAGAAUGGGACUCGACCACCAAGCAGAAUCUCGCUUGCGGCGAUGACUCGGACUGUAUCAACCGUGCCUGUAAAAUGGAAUGUGCCAACGAUUGUGGCUGCGGGACAUCAUGUCAGAACCAGAGAUUUCUGCGCCGCUUGUACGCCGAUGUGUCCGUCAUCAAAACCGAGAAGAAAGGUUACGGCCUUCGUACGAAUGUCGACCUCCGGCCAAACGAUUUCAUCUUCGAAUACAUUGGCGAGACGAUACCUGAAGCUACCUUUCGCAAACGCAUGGUUCAGUAUGAUAAUGAGGGUAUCAAGCAUUUCUACUUCAUGUCCCUGAGCAAAGGUGAGUUCGUCGAUGCGACAAAGAAAGGAAAUCUCGGUCGAUUCUGCAAUCAUUCUUGCAACCCGAACUGCUAUGUCGACAAGUGGGUGGUUGGCGACAAACUCCGCAUGGGCAUUUUUGCCGAAAGAUACGUUAAAGCUGGUGAAGAAUUGGUGUUCAACUACAAUGUCGAUCGUUAUGGCGCCAAUCCACAACCCUGCUACUGUGGUGAAUCCAACUGCACAGGUUUUAUCGGCGGCAAAACUCAGACAGAGAGGGCCACCAAACUGUCUGCUGCCGUUAUCGAAGCUCUUGGUAUCGAAGAUGCCGACACAUGGGAUACAGUGGUGGCCAAACGUCCUCGCAAGAAGAAGGCGGCCGAAGACGACGAAGACUACGUUGACAGUCUGGAAGCAAGAUCCUUGGAUGCUGACGGCGUGACUAAAGUCAUGGCUGCACUGAUGCAGUGCAAAGAGAAAUGGAUAGCUGUGAAACUGCUACAGCGGAUACAGCGCUGCUCAGAUGACCAGGCAUGGCACAGAGUGGUUCGUUUUCACGGCUAUCAGAUACUGAAUUCACAACUAUCGGCAUGGAGAGAUGACGAAAACAUAACACUACAGAUUUUGGACGUUCUGGACCGUCUGCCAAGGCUGACAAGGAAUAAGAUCGUCGACUCGAAGAUUGAUCAGACAAUGAAACCCUUGACUGAACACUCGGACGAAAGAGUGGCAACGCUAGCCACGGCGCUGCUCGAUUCAUGGUCGCAGCUUGAAAUAGCGUAUCGGAUACCACGGAAGAAGAGGGAGGCUGUCUCGACUCCCAUCAAAGCGGAACCGACACCAUUCGAGCGGCGGGAAGCCGUUGUAGAACGCAAACGAUCCAUAUCGAGGUCUAGGUCCCGGAGUCCCCCUCGAGGCCCGGCAGGUCUAUCGGCGCCGUCUGGCCCGAAAUCACUGCAAAGACCUGGGAAUACGCUUCCCCGGCAUGGCCCUUCCUUUAAUCGGGCACCACCUCCGCUCCCCAAAGGCUGGUUCGCAACCCAAGACAAAGGUAGAACAUACUAUUACUCCGCGACAGGUCAAACUACGUGGGUUAGGCCUACGCGUCCGGCAGAUCAGCCUCCCCCUCCACCCAAACAACCCUCAGAACAAGACGUUCUCAAGAGCAUCAUUGACAAUAUUGUUACCUCCCACGAGAAAGAAGUCAAGACAACCACUCCUGAUACCCCGGAACCCACCAAAGGGAAGAAAGAAGAGCGCUGGAAGUCGUACGACGAGGAAAAGCAGAAGAAGUUGUACGAGAACACGCUCUUCCCACACAUCUCGCACGUAAUGAACAAGUACAAAAACAAGAUCCCUCGUGACGAUCUCAAACGAUUUGCAAAGGAGAUUGCUAAAAAGCUGGUUGCUUCCGACUACAAGGCUGGCCGGGUAAAAGACCCUACCAAGAUCGACGAGCGGCAACAGAAGAAGGUCAAAGAGUUCUGCAAACAGUUCUUCGAAAAGGCAUAUCACAAACACAAGAAGUCCGAGGCAGAGAAGUCUACACCAGACAAGGGCAAGGAUACACCGGCAGGCUCGCCGCCAGCACAGGACGUAUCGCCAGAGAAUGACGAUGAAGAUAUCAAGAUGUCGGACGUCGAGGACAAUGUUGAGGACGCGACACCUACAGCACAGUCUCCUUCGGACCGGGGCACCAAUGGAACACUAAAGCGGAAGCGGCUGGAGGACGAUCUCACUGCCGCGGGUUCUGACCAAGUUGAAGCCGAGUCGUUAGGCUCGCCGUCGAAGAAGAUCAGCUUGGACAUCGACACACCACCGCCCCCUCCACCUCCGCCCGCACCUCCUGUGGAAACCCCACCAGCGAGUACGCCACGAGAGGCUGACGCGGAGGCCGAGACCUCUGCUGAAAUGGAAACUGAUAUUCAUGCCGACACCAACUUCAAGGGGAAAAGCAUGGCUGAUGUUCUCGCUGAGGCGCAGGCAGAGGAUGAAGAGACGGAAGGGGAUGUGGUGAUGAAGAACGGUGUAGACGCCAUCGAUACCCCGGCCUUGGAGAAUCCUAUGGUUGAUGCGCAGCCAGUUGAGGAUCCUAGAGGUUUAGGUGACGGUCAAGGAGAGCGAUGACAGCAUCUUGAUGUGCAGUGGGGGGUAGGGAGGAUUCUUGUAUACUAACUUGGCACAAGGGGCAUGCAUGGCUCUGCAGGUUAGGGGUUGCGCAGCGCAUAGCUCUUGACAUCGAAGGCAGGGGUGUUUAUACUGCCAGGAACUUCUUGGGGGCCAUUGACUUAGAAAUCCAA